GUGCUGUGGCGAUCUACAGGGACUUGGCUAAACUGUCCCAUGUUGCCUUCAGUUCCUAGUGGCUGAUUGGGAGCAGUCAGACUGUUGACUCAAUUUGUGUUUUUUCUGUUUCUCUGUGCUGCAGUAUAUGCACUUAGAAACCUGCCUGGUGUUCCUUGUACGUUUGGCGUUCAGUUUGGCCUGAUAUGCAGGUCUGAUUACUUUUUUGCUUGCUGCUCAACUGACUGAGGAACUAACUAACUAAAAGGAGUUUUAAAAUGUAAUAUUUUGUAGUUUUUUGGAUUCAGACACCAGCAUAGGCACUCUGGUGUCGUCUUGUCCCAUCCCCUCAUAGGCUGUGCUGUUGGUUGUUGUGUGUUUGGGUUUUUUUUGUUUGGUUUUUUUUGUUUGCCCAGCUAAUAAGCAUUUCUGUUUGGACACAGCUGUCAUUCUUUCAUUACAGUUUUCCUGCGCAGCCUCAUGAGCUUAUGUUGCCUAAAGGGUGGACCAGGAGGGAGAAAUGUGAUCCUCUGUUUUGUGGUGUUUUGGGGCAGAAGCAACAGUGUGUGGUUUCCAUGGAAAAGGCCAGAGAAGGGGGCUCUGUGAAUGUUCUACCCCUAUGUCUCUGGUUCAAGUGAAAUCGAAGCCGGCUAGCGUAGCACUGCAAGCCCCGCCCUGGAACUCCUUGUUCAGACUCUUCUCAUGUGUAGCCACAAGGAACGUGCACAGGACUAAAGAGGUCCCCACAUUUCAAGAGAAGACGAAAGCCUUAUUUGGAAAUCUUAUGGACGAAGAAAUGAGUCGCCAGACUGCCACCGCGCUGCCCACAGGAACCUCCAAGUGCCCCCCCUCUCAGCGUGUGCCCACUCUGUCAGGCACCACUGCCUCCAACAGUGACCUGGCCAGCCUGUUUGAGUGUCCUGUCUGCUUCGACUAUGUCCUACCCCCCAUCCUGCAGUGCCAGUCCGGACACCUGGUGUGCUCCAACUGCCGGCCCAAGCUCACAUGCUGCCCCACCUGUCGAGGCCCCCUGGGCUCCAUCAGGAACCUGGCCAUGGAGAAGGUGGCCAACUCUGUCCUCUUCCCCUGCAAGUACGCCUCAUCGGGCUGCGAAGUCACCCUGCCUCACACCGACAAGACGGAGCACGAAGAGCUGUGCGAGUUUCGGCCGUAUUCCUGCCCCUGCCCCGGCGCCUCUUGCAAGUGGCAGGGCUCCUUGGACGCUGUCAUGCCUCACCUGAUGCACCAGCACAAGUCCAUCACCACACUGCAGGGGGAGGAUAUUGUGUUCCUAGCCACGGACAUCAACCUCCCGGGCGCGGUGGACUGGGUAAUGAUGCAGUCCUGCUUCGGCUUCCACUUCAUGCUGGUGCUGGAGAAGCAGGAGAAGUACGACGGCCACCAGCAGUUCUUCGCCAUCGUGCAGCUCAUCGGGACCCGCAAGCAAGCGGAGAACUUUGCCUACCGGCUGGAGCUCAACGGGCACCGGCGCCGCCUGACCUGGGAGGCCACGCCACGCUCUAUCCACGAGGGCAUCGCCACGGCCAUCAUGAACAGCGACUGCCUGGUGUUCGACACGUCCAUCGCACAGCUGUUUGCGGAGAACGGCAACCUGGGCAUCAACGUCACCAUCUCCAUGUGCUAAGAACUUUGAAGAGAAGAAGGUCAAAAAGUUACAGAUUGUCAGGGGGCAUUUUUUUAGGGGUCAAAUCAGUUGUGACCUCACAGCGCCUCCCUCCCCCCUCUCUCUGCUUCACCCCUUGAGAUGUGGAACUGGACUGUCUGAUCAGGCAGCCGUGGAGGCUGAGGGGGUGGGAUGGAUGGAUGGAUGAAUGGACAGAUGAGUGGAGAAAUGAAUAAACAUAAGGACAUGGCUGUGUAGUGAUGGCUGUAGACUAAACACACACACACACACACACACACACACACACACACACACACACAAUAUAUGUGAGACUCAUGUACGCAUGCAGUCUCGCCCUCUCAUGGUCAUCAACACGGACGCAAACUGAAAAGCUGUUCAGUCAAACACGCUUGUCAAACUCCCGUCUCUUCAAGUGAUUUCCCACCACUCUCAUUGUAGUGUCUCUCUUUCUUCUCUUCCCCCUCUGUCAUUGUCACACAUUUCAGACACUACAGCGCUCUGACAUUCACUCAGAUGCUGGAGGCUGGUCACCUCUGAGCAACUAUGUCCCUUGACAGCUACGCACUGAGGAAGACUCAAGCUUUGUUUCAGCUCAGACUCCUGGCCAGUGCUGAAUAGACCCCCCCCCCCCUCUUCAUCAAUUCCCAAGUAUUUGUAAUCCACCUCAGUACCUGUCAGACCUCCUGGAUCAAACGGUUCACACGCUACCGACACGUGUAGGGCUACAACAAAAAGUGGCAGUGACUAGGUUUCACAGUUUCAUGUGUUAGCCAGCUCAUACUGGAACCCAGAGCCAAUGAAGUUCCUGUUCGCAGACUGAAAUGACUACCGAUGGCUGGGAUUGGAACCGUCACCCAUAGACGUGGAUGGCUGUAGCACCCAUACUCCAGUAAAGGAACUCAGUCUUUAGACGAUCCGGACAGGCUCAUCUGGUUUCCUUCCGGCCCACACCUGGUCCCCUACCGGUCCACCCAAGGCUAAAGAUUGUGCAUUGGAUGCUCUUUAAAUAGUUGACUGUCGUCGUUGAUAGUUAUUAGAACAGACUCUGCUCUCAUACUGUGUGGAUUUAAGAAGGCCGUCAGCUACAUCAGCCCUGGAUUUUGUUUUUUUUAUUUGGUUAUUUCAUGAAGUGGACACGGAGUUCACACACACACACACACACACACACACACACACACACACACACACACACACACACACACACACACACACACACACACAAACUCA
This is a messenger RNA of Micropterus salmoides (largemouth bass), 2851 nucleotides long. It is a transcript of the gene siah1, whose product is annotated as siah E3 ubiquitin protein ligase 1. Gene Ontology annotation, biological process: multicellular organism development; proteasome-mediated ubiquitin-dependent protein catabolic process. Gene Ontology annotation, molecular function: zinc ion binding; ubiquitin protein ligase activity; ubiquitin conjugating enzyme binding. The transcript has 5 exons. Bases 599 to 1624 code for a protein of 341 amino acids. The record is from RefSeq and is a predicted model, not a curated record. Gene Ontology annotation, cellular component: cytoplasm. Lineage: Eukaryota; Metazoa; Chordata; Actinopteri; Centrarchiformes; Centrarchidae.